GUCUUCUUCUUCUUUUUCGAAAAAACCAAUAAGAUCGGCUAUGCAAAAUUGGAUCUGAAAGACCCGAUCCUUCUUUGUUCUUACGGAGGAGGAAGAGACGAAACAUAGUUACUGUACUUCCUUAGAACCUGGAAGAUAAAAUUUAUUAGCCGGAACUAUAAUUGGAAUCAGUGAUUGCUGAGUUGUUAUGGAAGGAGUAGGAGGUCGGUUAGGGAGGUCCUCGACUCGUUACGGAGGACCGGCGACGGUAUUCACAGGUCCGGUGAGGAAGUGGAAGAAGAAGUGGGUUCACGUCUCUCCCUCCACCAAGAAGCUCAAUCACUCCUCCUCCUCCGCAGCUUCCGACGCCGCUAACGGAUCGCAUUUGCUGUUCUUCAAGUGGGCGCCAUUGUCUCAGACCGGGAACGGGAACGAAGACGGUAAAAGUGAGAGUCUUUCUCCCAGCGAAGACACUGUUGCGGUAGCAGCAGAAGAUCCUCCAAGGCGUAGGUUCAAAUACGUGCCGAUCGCAUUACUUGAGGAGCAGAAGAACGAAGUUACAGAAAUUGAGGAAGAUGAUAAGGUUGAGGAAGAGGAGCAGAAGAAGGAAAUUGAGCAAGACGCAAGUGCUGCAGCAGAGCCAAGCGAGAAGAAAGCACAAGUUGAGGAAAAACCAGACAUGAAUGAUGUUCCUAUGGAAGAUUAUCAGGAGGAAGGAAAAACAGUGCGACAAGAUCUGAACGAAAGCACUAAGGAUUCAGGACUUAACUUGAAUGCAAACGAUGUAGAUUCUGAGAACAAUCCGAAAGGGGUCGAGCCAUUAGAAGAGAGAUAAAAUGGCGUCAUUCUUUUACCCUGUUUCACUGUCGUCAAUAACAAAGACAAAUACAUUAAAGUAGAAAACAAUUGUUAGAGAUGGAUGCAGAUCCUUGUUCUGGACUGUACGUCCACGGCUUGUUCUUUUUUCCUUUUAAUGACCAGACUCAUUCAUUCGAGACUAAACAUUUGAUUCAUAGAAGAUUCUUGUUUUUUCUGAA
This is a messenger RNA of Brassica napus (rape), 1016 nucleotides long. Its product is annotated as glutamic acid-rich protein-like. Lineage: Eukaryota; Viridiplantae; Streptophyta; Magnoliopsida; Brassicales; Brassicaceae. The transcript is spliced from 3 exons. Bases 188 to 814 code for a protein of 208 amino acids. The record is from RefSeq and is a predicted model, not a curated record.